AUGGUCUGGGGAAUUAUCACCAUGUGCCUAGGCUUCGUGCGUAAUUUUGCGGGCUUUGUCGCCGUUCGCGCCAUACUCGGAGUAGCAGAGGGAGGACUGUUACCUGGCAUGGUACUCUACCUGUCUUUCUUCUAUAAACGUUCUGACUUAGCCCUUCGCAUCGGCCUAUUCUACACGGCGGCAUCAUUAUCAGGGGCUUUUGGAGGUAAAAACUUAGCCUCCUUCCGGGGCUCUUGGCUCGAGGAUUGGCAGCAAUUGGACCACGAGGCGGUCUUGAAGGUUGGCGUUGGAUUAUGA
Molecule: messenger RNA, 297 nt
Organism: Aspergillus pseudoviridinutans
Lineage: Eukaryota; Fungi; Ascomycota; Eurotiomycetes; Eurotiales; Aspergillaceae
Exons: 3
Coding region: 1-297 (98 amino acids)
Cellular component (GO): membrane
Molecular function (GO): transmembrane transporter activity
Source: RefSeq, a predicted model, not a curated record